Molecule: messenger RNA, 696 nt
Organism: Sphenostylis stenocarpa
Lineage: Eukaryota; Viridiplantae; Streptophyta; Magnoliopsida; Fabales; Fabaceae
Source: the annotation of a GenBank genome assembly
AUGGCUACUGCUACACCCAAUGGUUUGGUGCCACUCAACCAUGUAGGAGCAGUACAUCCAAGUCCAGCACACAAAAUUGAUGAUGAGAAGCAAAAGGAACAAGUUACUGAAGAUCAUAGCAGCGUUAACUAUUUACAAAGGGCUCAGUGGCUUCGUGCAGCGGUUUUAGGAGCCAAUGAUGGGUUGGUUUCAGUUUCUUCACUGAUGAUGGGUGUAGGAGCUGUUAAAAAAGAUGCAAAGGCUAUGCUGCUUGCUGGUUUUGCAGGGUUGGUUGCAGGGGCUUGUGGAAUGGCAAUAGGAGAGUUUGUUGCUGUGUAUACUCAGUAUGACGUUGAGGUUGGUCAAAUAAAGAGAGAUAUGAACGUGAGUGUAGGAGGAGAAAUGGACUUGGAGAUGGAAAUGGAGAGAAGAACAUUACCUAAUCCAUUGCAAGCUACUUUGGCAUCUGCAAUAUCCUUUUCUAUAGGUGCAUUGGUACCUCUACUUUCAGCUGCUUUCAUAGAAAGUUACAGGACAAGGGUUUCUAUGGUUGUGGCAAUGGCUAGCUUGGCUUUGGCGGUUUUUGGAAAGGUGGUGGCUCAACUGGGAAAAACUCAUUCCAUAAAAUCUUGUGGAAGGUUCCUAGUUGGAGGAUGGAUAGCCAUGGCCAUCACUUUUGGUUUAACCAAAUUACUGGGUGCUAGUGCUUUAGAAUAA